AUGUCAAGAUUAUUCAAGCCUACAGAACAGCGAAAAUUUUCCAACAUAACGCCUGGUCAAGCAUAGGUCGUAACCCUACACCCCCACCCCCCUAAAGGUGGUACCCCAUCCCCCCACCCCCCUAAAAGUGGUACCCCACCCCCCCCCUAAAAAAUGGUACCCCCCCCCCCCUAAAAAAUGGUACCCCCCCCCCCCCCCUAAAAAAAUGGCACCCCCUCCCCCUUUCAUAGAUGGCGCCCCCACCCCCCCCUUAAUAUAGCAUAAAUAUAUGACAAAUGCCAAUUUAGAUUUAUAGCUCAAUCGAUGAAGGAGUAGGUGGAACUGGGUGAGAAUUUCCUAUAACUACUAAGCACACUACAUAUGAAAAAAUUUGUUAGCAAGCAUAAUAAUGAUCUUUGGUAUUAAUUAGCAAUAUAUCUUGCAUAUAUUUAUAGAAAUUUCCCAUAGAUGGCGCUGUUUGCCCUUGAUUUGCCCAUGAAGAAAAUUUUUUGGUUUGACCAAACCAUAUGGUACUGGUCGAGCUAAAAAAUUUCCCCAGUGGGCAAAUCAAGGGCAAACAGCGCCAUCUAUGGGAAAAUUCUAUAUGAACUUUGUGGAACAAUGGCUAAAAGUCGAAUUAGAGAUCAAAAAGUAAAACUGACAAUAGCAAAUACUAUUUUUAUUAGCACUAUUGAAUCCUGUUACCAAUUCAGUCCUGCAAUCCUUGUACAAUUGUCAUCAGAUUAGCUUUAAUUUAUGAAUCAAUAAAUUUAAUGCAAGUUAUUGUAUUGUGCUUGGCUAGUUUAAUAAUUAAUGCCAUUAUCUAUAUCUUUGGCAUUAUAACUUAUAACUUAUAACUUAACUUUUACCGCUUCCUAAUGAAGCAUUUCUCUCUUUUUAUUCAAAAAUUCUUCACCAUCAUUAACUUCUUCGCCAUCACCAUCUUCAACUACAACAGUAGCAUCGUCAAAAAACCACAACAUCAACAGCAACACAACAAAAUAAAAAAAAUUCAGCAUCAAUAACAAGUAUUACAAACUCCAUCAAACCUCAUCUUCAUCUUCAGAUGCUCCAUGCAAAAUCCACAAAACUCCAUUUGCUAAUGUAGCACCAGCUCGAACCUCCGAAGCCAGCCAUCAACAUACAGAACCAACAUUUGUGAAUUCUCUAUGUACCCAAGCAUCUCUGCAUGAAAUCAAGCAUCACGAUAAUUCCCUCCGUCUUUGGCACUUUCGCGCCAUUUUGUGCUGGAUUAAAGAAUUAUAUCUUUGGCAUUAUAUUUAUAAAUAUAAAAAUAUAUUUUCUAAUUAAUUGCUAAUUAAUUUAAAUUUAUUAAUUAAUCAUAAAUAUAAAGUAAUUUGUGGAUUUAAUUUAACAAUAUAGUGUUUUAAUUGGGUUAUAUUUAAUUUAUUCUGCUUAUUUCCUAUCAAUUACUUCUAUAGGAUAAACCCGAGAGGGGGUGGGGGUGCCAUCUGUAAAAGGGGGUGGAGGUACCAUUUUUAGGGGGGUGGGGUUUCCCUUAUUGAGGGGGUGGGGAUGUCUGGUUGCUACCUAUGCUUGACCAUAGCGCCUUUGAGUACUACAUCUACCUCUCAAGCCCCUUCAUCUCCUUCUUCCCUAUUCCUUUCUCCAAGCGUCUCUCGAAUUCACCAUCUUGGUCAUCAUUCUUCAAGUUCUUUAAGUAUGGGCAAUUCCACUCUUCCUGCGAAAGGUUCUGAAACUUAUGAUUCUCCCCGUUCUUAUAAGGAUAGCACAAUGCUUUCAAAAACAGUCAAUGACUUAAAAUUUGAACUUAAAGCUAAAGAAUGUAUAAUAAAAGAGCUUAGAGAUUCCCUGUCACAAACAGAGCAUAAACACGAGCUGCUGAAGCUAAAAAUAAGACUUCUGAAAAAAGAAAAUAAACAGUUAAAAACUGAUUGUAGGGAUAAUUCAUUUGAAUUUCCAACUGGGACAAGCUUGUCUGACAAAUUGGAGCAAGAAGUGAUUAAAAGGAGAGAAGAUGUAAGGAAAUUAGAAAACCAACUAAAUGCUCAUGAAGAACAGACAAAAAGGAUCAUCAAAGAAAAAGACAAAAAAAUCAGAGAAUUAGAAGCUGAAAUCAGAAAAGGCGCAGAAAAAGAAGCAAUAGUACAAGAAGGAGGAAGCACUAGAUCUGAACUAUAUGGAAUCAUAAAGAAUUUUCAAAAAGAAAACAGUAAACUUCGAGAAAAAAUCCAGGAAUCCCCACAAAAAAACAUCAGAAAAGAGGAGCAUGCAUAUUUAGAAAGUCAAUUUAAAGAACUUGAAGCAAUGCAAGGGAAUUUAUUAUUGGAAAAUAAAGAACUCAAAGAAGAGUUAGAAUUCUUAAGGACAGGACGAGGAAAAACACUUAUUGAUUUUUCUAAAGAAAUCCAAAAUAUAAGGAAAAAUAUGCAUUUUAAGCUAAAUUAAGAGGUAAGCUUUUAGAAAAAAAAUAUUCUCCUGUCUCAUUUUAAUACAGAAUACCAAUCAAUUAUUGAUUUUACUACAAACCUGAAUAAGUGGCAAAGACAUUAGCCUAAAGCUUAUUUUCGGCUUCGAAGAAACCUGAAAAAAUAAAAAACUGACUGUAGAACAAAUAGAAGAAGAUUUUCAAUGCAUAAAUGCAGAUUUAGAAAAAAUUCGAACCAUCAUUGCCGAUUUUCAUGCUGAACAAUGCGGAAAUCAAGUAUGCGCCACUCAAUAA
Blepharisma stoltei is the source of this 2683-nucleotide messenger RNA. NCBI's taxonomy places the organism in Eukaryota, Ciliophora, Heterotrichea, Heterotrichida, Blepharismidae. The record is from the annotation of a GenBank genome assembly.